AUUACAAAUACUAAAUAUUCCAAGAGAACAAAAUUGCAUUUAAAAUUUUAGCUCAUGAACCAAAUUUUACUCUGUGUUUUUAUUGUUCUUCUGAGAAAAUUUACUUCAUUUAUUAACUGAUAUGAAUUUUCUAAGAUUUUUGCUUAAAGGUGCUUCUACAGACAUAAAAACUGACCAGAAUGAACAAUCAAUAAUUGAUUAUUCAAACAUCGCAAUUGUUGCCCGUCUUUUUGCAAUAAAAAAAACAAAAGUCAAAUAUAGGGGUUUUCCUUCGAAAGAAAGUGCAGUUCUUCAUCAUAUCAAAAUAUCUACAUACAAAAUUUAUUCAUCAUUCAAGCAAUUCGGUGCAGUUAAAGAUAUUGAUUUUUUUGUACAAACUGACAAACGUUAUGCCUAUUGCUGGAUCUAUGUUGAAUUUUAUGAAUCUCAGAGUGUUGAUGCAGCAUUGUUAAAACAACAAAUCAAAAUUGGGGACGAUAUAUUUAAAAUAAAUAGAACUAAACGUAAAAUUUGCAAUUUUGGUAUAGUGAAAGAGAAAAUCAAUAUUGAUGAAAUAUUAUUGCAAGCACCAGAUGAAAAUUCACCAAAAAACAUUCUCAAUAUUCUUAAUGAUGAUUGCUUAAGGGAAAUAUUCAAGCAAUUACCUUUUCGAGACCAAUGUUCAGUGUUAAGUGUUUGUGUUCGCUUCAAUCAAAUUUCCAAGAAAUGUUUGGCACUAGGUUUGGCAAAAAAACAAAUUGAUUGUGGAAUCAAAAGCAAUACACAGAUUCUAAUGGAGACUUUGCUAUCAUUACCAUUACAACAAGCAAGUGAUUAUUUACGUAAUUUUGAUUCAUCAAUUUAUGAAAUUGAUGACGAUGAUUUAUCAGGACGAUAUUAUUCAAUGUGGAAAGAAAAGAGGGACAUUGUUUUGGGAAUGAUCAGCAAACAUUGCACAAAUAUUCGUAAACUUGAAUUAAAAUCAUAUGAUUCUUAUUUUAUAGAUAUACAAAGGUUUAGCGAAUUGAUUCCAUUAUUUACGCGUUUAGAGACGUUACAUUUGCACUGUUCACACAGACGACUUGAUUCUUUAUUGCCCAUUUGCUCUCAACUGAGUGCACUGAGUCUAGAAGAUUUUUUUUGCCAAUAUCCUCUACCACCAAUUAAGCUACCGAAAUUAGUGGCAUUUAGAAUUGAUUCACCUCUUUACAAACGAAAAAAAUCGUAUAUAUCUUCUUUGAAAAUAUUUUUAUCCCUUAAUACUCAAUUGGAAGUAUUUUCUUAUAAAAGCAGUCCUUGGAUAUUCUAUUCUGAGAAACAUGAUUCAGUGAUUGGUCAACUAAAAGGUUUGAAGGUUUUGGAAAUUCAAUGCUAUUUAAAAAAAAUUGAGAUCAUACAUUUGAUACGAGAAUUGCUAUCAAACAAUGUGCCAAUAGAACAUUUAAAAUUAGAUAUCAAUAUAAAGAUUGAUGAUGAAGUUAUUGAGUGUAUUUCUCAAAUGAAUACCAUUCAAAAGUUAGAAUUUGAUGUAUGGUGCCAUACAAAGUUUGAUAAACGAUAUCUUAUUCAUCUCGCAUUGAAUCUACCAAAUCUGGAAGCUAUGAUGUUGAAAUAUAAAAAACAGAUAGAUUUGAUCUUAGUAGAUGGAAACAUUCAGCACAUAGUAGAAGAAUUGCAGGAAAAGAUUUCAUCCGAACUCGAAGUAUCGAUGAGGGAGGUAAACAAAAUUAUCCAUUUUCUUCUUGAUUUAAUAAAAUAAAAAAUUAUUGUUGUUGUUGACAGUAUGUUCAGUUAAUUAAAUGAAAAAAUAA
Molecule: messenger RNA, 1790 nt
Organism: Contarinia nasturtii (swede midge)
Lineage: Eukaryota; Metazoa; Arthropoda; Insecta; Diptera; Cecidomyiidae
Exons: 3
Coding region: 122-1738 (538 amino acids)
Molecular function (GO): nucleic acid binding; protein binding
Source: RefSeq, a predicted model, not a curated record